CUGGUGGCCCACCUCUGCAGUUUUUCUCGCCUCGCGCCGCACAAUGAAGACCCUUUCGAUGGAGUGAUGUCUGGCGAGGAGCAGGGUGCUCAGGCACAGAUAUGUCCACAAUGUGGGGAGUUGGUGCAGAAGGCGAUGAAGGCGCACAAGAAGAAGGACUGCAAGCAGAGGAUGGUCAAUUGCAAGCUCUGCAAGAAGCGUUGCACAGCCGAAGAUCUUCCUGACCAUGAGCGAGUGGAAUGCGAACAUCGCCAAGUGACCUGCCGCCUGUGCAGCUCACUGCUAAAGCAGCGCGAGCUGAACUAUCAUCAACUCUACGAGUGUGAGAAUGGCGAGGUGAUUUGCGAGAAUGAUGGAUGUGGCUGGUCAGGCCUGCGGCACCAAGAGGCGGACCACGAAGUCAAGUGUCCAUUUGCAAAAGUGGUCUGUGCACAUUGCUUGCUUGAAGUCCUUCAAAAGGAGAUGCGGGGGCAUAGCUGCAAAAGAGUGCACCCGCAGACCCAGUGCACCGUCUGUCUGGAAUCCUUUGAGAGCCUGGGUCGGAAGAGCAUUGCACCGGCGAUGCUCAUGAUGGAUGAAAGGCGUUCGUGCCCGCAUGUGCAGAUGUGCAUGCGCUGUGCGCAAAGUUGGACGAGCAGAUCAGCGGAGAAAGGUCACUCUCCGAAUUGUCCCGAGUGCCGGGAAGAGUACAACACGGCCACAGCUUACCCGGAUUAUUUGUUUCAUGUCGCCAGCUCUGACAUUCUCCGGCCACCCUUGCCGCAGCGUGAGAAGAUGACGUCGGGCACUGUCUGGUUCGUCUCCCCCUUGGACAUUCGCUUCACCCAUGAUAGCAUCUCUGAGUGCUUUGCACCCUACACCAAGGAUGGUGUGGAGAUCAAGGAGAGGGAGCAGUUGAAGAUCUUAUCCAGCGCCCAAGAACUCCUCGACACCGCCCAGGAGCCCAAGGCCUUGGAGCUGUUGGAGGUGAUGUGGUACAAGAACCAGUUGUACGUGGCAGGCACCUUUAACCGGCGCUUGUGCAUGUACCGGCUCCUGGCUUUGUUCGCGACCGAGCGCUUUGGUUUGAUCAAGGUACGUGUGAAGCACCAUGAAGACCUCAAGUCCAAGCUAGCCCAGUGCUUCACCACCGAAUGCGAAGGACGCUACGUGUCCAUUCGCUCCAACGAGACCAUCGAUCCACUGCAGGUGGGCCAGACGCCUCAUGAGCUGCACUGGCCAGAAGCCGUGAGGCUAUUAGGAGGCGACACUUGGCGUCCAGAGCUGCCUGCAGGUCUGCAGAGCGAAGGCCCUUGCAACGACGCGAAUGACACCACGAGCUCCAGCGCUGCAAGCAACGUAGCGAGCGUGGUCGCAGUCCCCGUAUCCGCGGAGAGCGAUCGCGUGGUGGCUGCGUUCGCAGACCACCACCAGAUGCCGCUGAAGGAGGUCCGGCAGCUCUUCGCGCAGCUCACCGAGGAACAACGCUGGCUGACCUGCAUGCGCUUCCGACACGACCCCAACAAGAGCGGAGUGCCGCCGAUCAAGCUUCUCCAGAUCUUCGUGAAUUCCUGCAAGACCAAUGGCUUUCGAGAGAGGCAUUCGUUGGACCGCGACCCCGAUGGAUGUUUCGACCAAAUUCUGAAGAAGGCAGAUGUUCAACCUGCACUGCAGCGGGGUCGAAUUCUACCAGGUGCUUCACAUCCUUCGAGCCAGUGCAAUGUUCCACCACGACCACCAUCUCCACCUCCACCUCCUGAAAACCGAAGCACCGUGCCCAACGUCCAAGCAGCCAAAGCACCCAAAGCACCACCGUCCACCUUCCAAGCCUCACAGCCAAACGCCUCCCGACCACCUCUAGCUGCCACCCGCGCGGCCUCCGCGCACGCGGCGCGGGGCCGCUCGCGGCCGCCGGACCGGCGGGUUCCGCCGCCGGUGCCGGCGCCGCCGGCCUCGAGGGAGGUGGCGCGACCACCGGUGGUGCCGGCGCCUCCUGCAUUGAGUGAUUUGGCUGUGGAGUUGAAAGCACGGGUGGAGGUGGUGGAGAAAGAGAAGGAACAGAUGGAAAGAUCUUUACAGGCAGCAUUGGAGAAGAUAACAGAGUUGCAGCAGGAGGUUUUGAAGUUGAAAGAAUCGGAGCAACAUUGGUUAGAAGAGGCGGAAGCUGCUGAAAAGAGGGAGAGGGCGUUGAAGGACCAGCUCAGUCGGGAAACGGAACGUCGUCAGGAGCAAGACCGCACCCUGCAAGUGUUGCAGCUCGCGGAGCGCGAAGGGCCACAACGAAGAAGUCGUUGGGGGAAUCAGCGUCAAACAGAGCCAGUCUCUUCCAGAGAAGAUGAUUCAAUGCAAGAGCCCCCUAAUGCACGUGUACUGAACGCACACGAAGCUGGGUUUCAAGCAGCAGAAGUUUGUGAUGAUGAUCCCUGGCGCAAUUACGACGCGAACUGCAUCCAAUUGAAGCCCUGGGAUCGCGAAGAUGAGGAUGAAGAAACUUCUGGCGGUGAUGAUCGAUGGAAUGACCAUUGCUUCAGUUCUCCGUGCGACACGGAUGUGGCUGUUCACAGCGAUGUGCACCACACCGGCGAUGGAAGCGACACCAUCUCUCAGUUUAUUGAACAUUGGAAGCUCCGGUGGGACGAAACAGAGGAGAUCCUGCACGGAUUGACACCAGAAGAGGUGGACAUGAUCUUGCGACGCUUCAGCAUGGACAAGCAGAUGGGCAAGCGGCCGGAGCCACUGCUGCGAAGCUACGUGGAGUCGUGUCGCCGAAAGGGCUUCCAGAAACACCAUCCCACAGAUGCUCUCGCGGAGUUUGCGGCCGAGUGGAAGAUGCCAUUUCAUCAGGUGCGACAGAUCCUGGAAACGGUCAGCCAUCCGCAGCAGCAGCAGAUGGUCAUGAAGGAGUACUUUUGUUGCUCUCAAGAUGGUACUGAGAAGCGCAUGCAGACCUUGCAGCGUUACGUGACCUGGCAGGCGUUUGCUCAGCAGUGGGAGAUCUCCUUAAGUGAAGUGUCGGAGAACUUUCAGCGCCUCACAGAUGAACAAGCGGAAGUGGUGAUGAAGCGAUUUCGCUUCAACGGCAACUCGACGCAAUGGACUGCUGCUGCUCAGUUGAGAAACUAUGUGAAGACUUGUAUGUGCAGAGGCUUUUGGGGAACUUCCAGCUGAGUGAGUCUCAUGAAACUUUAGACUUUAGAUGUCGCUGUGCAGUGUGCCUGCGCAGUACAUGGAAAAGGCAUGCGAGUGCACUGGGCCUUUUCGUGGGAUGGUGAUAUGUGUUUGCUUCAGGCAGUCGGCAUGUGGUACAGACUGAUCAGUUGGUCCGUGGGGCAACAUAGUAGCUGAACAUGGACCUUAAUCUUUUAUUUCUAGCUGCGGAACCUGUCACUUGUCUCCCAGUAACUGCGACUGCCUUGGUAUCAAGGAGAUUUUCACCAUGAGGAAAUCAAUUGUUCAAGCCACUGCAAUGUUCCACCGCCACCACUUCCACCACCACCUCGCGAAAACCCCACUUCCCAAGCACCCAAAGCACCACCGCCCACCUUCCAAGCCUCACCGCCGGCAUUGAGAGAAAAGGUCUCUCCCUCUCUCGGUUUUAAUCUUCCUGAAGCAAGGGGCCGUCACAAGGCAAACACCUGGGCAGCGACCUAAGUAAUUAAGCGCUUCAAGCAAACCAGAACUGAUGUUCUUGUGGCUUGCAUUGUGUGUUUUUGCUUGGACUCGGCUUCAAGCAAGGCUACCCAAGCUUGCCCAUGUUUCCUCAAUAGAGUACCUUUGGCCUUUCCUCAACCAGGUGAAGCCGUUUCUGCCAUCGGAUUGGUUGAAGAAAAAGGAGUUGAAAACACCACUCCUGGGCUUUCCUGGGCUGAGAGUGUUUUCUACUCAUGCCUGCGUUUCUCAUGCUGUUUCUCAUGCUGCGUUUCUCAUGCUUCACUCACAGCGAUUUUCAGGCGCC
Molecule: messenger RNA, 3934 nt
Organism: Durusdinium trenchii
Lineage: Eukaryota; Dinophyceae; Suessiales; Symbiodiniaceae
Source: the annotation of a GenBank genome assembly